Messenger RNA from Dicrocoelium dendriticum, 375 nucleotides. Lineage: Eukaryota; Metazoa; Platyhelminthes; Trematoda; Plagiorchiida; Dicrocoeliidae. The record is from the annotation of a GenBank genome assembly.
AUGAAAGACGCCUCCUCGGGGACCCGCGGUCCGCCCCCCGCCCGGCCGCCCCCCGCCCUUAGCGCCCGCGGCCGAGCUCGUCCCCCUGCGGCGCGGGCGGGGGCCCGCCUUACGUUGUUUUACUGGGCGCACCCGAGAGACCGCCGCUCGGGCGCCCCGUUUUUCCCGGCUUCUCCGCCGCAACUCGCGCCCGCCGCUGCCCCCCAGCGCCGGGCGCGGCCCGGCGUACGCUUCGCGCUCCCACCCCUGUCACUGCCCCCCCGCGACGUGGCGGCGCCCCCGGGCGGUGGGCCGCCCUCGCAGUCUGCCGGACUUCGCGCAUGCCACCGCGCUCGCCGCACCGCCCCGCCCCCAAUCCCAACUGCUCCCACUUAA